Molecule: messenger RNA, 1287 nt
Organism: Budorcas taxicolor (takin)
Lineage: Eukaryota; Metazoa; Chordata; Mammalia; Artiodactyla; Bovidae
Gene: RTN4RL2
Product: reticulon 4 receptor like 2
Exons: 3
Coding region: 28-1287 (419 amino acids)
Cellular component (GO): plasma membrane
Molecular function (GO): protein binding
Source: RefSeq, a predicted model, not a curated record
GCCCCCUCCUCCGAGCGUCGCGACAAGAUGCUGCCCGGGCUCGGGAGCCUGCUGCCAGGUCCCCCGGCCUGCGUCCUGCUGCUUCUUCUGGCCGCGGCCCCCGCCGCCGCCCGCUGCCCCAUGCUCUGCACCUGCUACCCGGCGCCGCCCACCGUGAGCUGCCAGGCCAACAACUUCUCAGCGGUGCCGCGGGCCCUGCCGCCCGGCACGCAGCGCCUCUUCCUGCAGAACAACCUCAUCAGCGCGCUUCGGCCCGGCUCCUUCGGGCCCAGCCUGCUCACCCUGUGGCUCUUCUCCAACAACCUCUCGGCCAUCUACCCGGGCACCUUCCGCCACCUGCAGGCGCUCGAGGAGCUGGACCUGGGCGACAACCGGCACCUGCGCUCCCUGGAGCCUGACACCUUCCAGGGCCUGGAGCGGCUGCAGUCCCUGCACCUCUACCGCUGCCAGCUCAGCAGCCUGCCCGGCACCAUCUUCCGCGGCCUGGUCAGCCUGCAGUACCUCUACCUCCAGGAGAACAGCCUGCUCCACCUACAGGAUGACCUGUUCGCGGACCUGGCCAACCUGAGCCACCUCUUCCUGCACGGGAACCGCCUGCGGCUGCUCACGGAGCACGUGUUCCGCGGCCUGGGCAGCCUGGACCGGCUGCUGCUGCACGGGAACCGGCUGCAGGGCGUGCACCGCGCGGCCUUCCGCGGCCUCGGCCGCCUCACCAUCCUCUACCUGUUCAACAACAGCCUGGCCUCGCUGCCCGGCGAGGCGCUGGCCGACCUGCCGGCUCUCGAGUUCCUGCGGCUCAACGCCAACCCCUGGGCGUGCGACUGCCGCGCGCGGCCGCUCUGGGCCUGGUUCCAGCGCGCGCGCGUGUCCAGCUCCGACGUGACGUGCGCCUCGCCACCCGAGCGCCGGGGCCGCGACCUGCGCGCGCUCCGCGAGGCCGACUUCCAGGCCUGCCCGCCUGCCGCGCCCACGCGGCCCGGGGGCCGCGCGCGCGCCAACAGCUCCUCCAACCACCUGUACGGGGUGGCCGAGGUCGGGGCGCCGCCGGCCGACCCCUCCACCCUCUACCGCGACCUGCCCGCCGAGGACGCGCGGGGGCGCCCGGGUGGCGACGCGCCCACCGAGGACGACUACUGGGGCGGCUACGGCGGCGAGGACCGGCGGGGCGAGCAGACGUGCCCCGGCGCCGCCUGCCAGGCGCCCCCGGACUCCCGCGGCCCCGCGCGCGCGCCCGGGCUCGCCGCCCCGCUGCUUUGCCUGUUGAUCCUGGCGCCCCACCACCUCUGA